UUUUUUUUCUAUCAAGCGUCGUUGUCGCUACCAAAUGUGUGUUUUGCGUCAUUCAUUAGACAUUUUUAAAAAUUGUUUCAUCAACAUAGACACGUUAGAUUUUGGGAAGAGCUUUACUGACUCAGAUUUACAAGAAAUCCUUGCCUAUUUAAAUAUUUUGGAUUCUGUUUGCCCUUCUAGAAUUACGUUAGAAUUACAUCAUUCAAUCCAUCAAACUCCAGUUCAUUUACGGUAUCAGAUCUGUCAGGAGCUAUUAAAUAACCAAGCCAUUCUAAACUGUCAACUACUCGAAAUUUUCAACGACAAAAUUUUUAAUGAACCAGGCGUUGAUUCAAUAUUUGACUGGCUUCAUUAUAAAAAAAUUAAUUUUGGUAAUGCAUGCCGUAAUUUGUGUCUUAUGAAAUAUAAUAUGGCUAAUGAAUUAAUUGAAAAAUGCAAAAAGGCAAGUUUUUCGGGAAAUAAAAAAAAUUUUUUUGAUGAGACAUUCCUGAAUUUACUCGAGUCAGUAAGUACAGAAGAUUGCCGUUUUUAUUUAUUAAUAUUUCAUUCAAACAAAAUUUUGAAUGAAUUUUCUUUGGAAAAUCCAAAAAGUGGAGAAAUUAUUUUAAUGAAAAAUAUAAAGGAUGUGAGUGUUGAGGAGGAAGUCAAGUGUUAUUCGUUAACAAGAUGUCAAUUAAAUAUGGAGGAGGGAGUUAUUCGAAAUUAUUUUUCAAAGCUGUUUGAUACUAGAUUUGAAAGUUUACCUUUAAUUCGGAUUCAUUAAAUAAAAAUUUUUUGUUGAAUUUAUUUAUCUAUUGAAGGGUAUUUUUUAUUAAAUUUUUUUAUUAAAAAUGGAAAUGAGAAUAAUAAACUAUUCAAAACUAAAAUAUUCUAGUAUUCAAUAACCGCGUAUCUUCUCAACCACCAGUGACGCCUUUUCUUUCCGGGAUGCCUCGUCGGCGGCCUGUGUCUUCGUCUAAUAUAAGGUAUUCGCCUGGUAUAUGUUGGCCUUUUAGGUCGUCCGGUCCGGCCCGGCGCCGAUCCGGGAGCCGGGAUACCCAUGCAUCACUACCGUGUAGUAAUUAUGGCCUCAAAAAACAAACUAACGUUUUUCGGCAUCUGUUAUUUCUAAAGGAGCAGAAUAUUU
Messenger RNA from Meloidogyne enterolobii, 1126 nucleotides. The record is from the annotation of a GenBank genome assembly. Lineage: Eukaryota; Metazoa; Nematoda; Chromadorea; Rhabditida; Meloidogynidae.